This is a messenger RNA of Branchiostoma floridae (Florida lancelet), 689 nucleotides long. Its product is annotated as neurocalcin homolog. The transcript has a single exon. Lineage: Eukaryota; Metazoa; Chordata; Leptocardii; Amphioxiformes; Branchiostomatidae. Gene Ontology annotation, molecular function: calcium ion binding. The record is from RefSeq and is a predicted model, not a curated record. Bases 226 to 645 code for a protein of 139 amino acids.
CGUUCAGCAAUCGACGCCCAGUAGAAAGGUGGCCUUCCAUCACGGAUGCGCUACGGAUGAUAAAGUACAGAAAGCCACCCGCUCCGUUCCCAUUGGACGAGAAGCACGUGUCUGUAGCCACAUUCCGCUGCUGAUGUUCCGCUGGCCUGCUCAGGAAUCCUUCAGCUCUCUGUACCAACUGUCAUGCAGCUGGGACUGGCCUAGCAACAACAUUUCCCUGAGCACAUGGGCGAAGUACUGGGGAAGUUUCGGGGGCAGGGCAGAGAUGGUCAGAAAAAACGGUCGGUCAGUCAGAUGUUCACGCAGCUCGAGGAAAUCACCUACUUCAACAGGAGUGAGAUUAAGAAGUGGUACAAGCUGUUUUUGAAGGACUGUCCGGAUGGACACUUGAAGGAGGAGCGCUUCGUGGCGUUUUACACCGCCUCUUUCCAGUCGGGAGAUCUGGAGAGGAAGGAAUGCUUGGCCAAGCAGAUCUUUCGAACGUUUGACAGAGACGGGAGCGGGACUGUGGACUUCAGGGAGUUUAUGUGCGGCAUGAGCGCGCUGCUGAGAGGCACGACUCCGGAGCGCCUGAAGUGGGCGUUCAACAUGUAUGAUCUGGACGGGAACGGUGAAUCAGCAUGCAGGAGCUACUUCAUGUACUAAAGGUAUGGCUGUGCGCUCCGUGUCUACACGGCUGUUGUUGACUU